Molecule: messenger RNA, 4079 nt
Organism: Platichthys flesus (European flounder)
Lineage: Eukaryota; Metazoa; Chordata; Actinopteri; Pleuronectiformes; Pleuronectidae
Gene: ush1ga
Product: Usher syndrome 1Ga (autosomal recessive)
Exons: 3
Coding region: 351-1769 (472 amino acids)
Biological process (GO): sensory perception of light stimulus; equilibrioception; sensory perception of sound
Molecular function (GO): protein binding
Source: RefSeq, a predicted model, not a curated record
AUUAACAGAUAAAUGCAUGACCCACUUUGUCCACACUCCGUUGUGUGCGCCCUUUUAACAUCGCUCCCUCACUGACAUGUGUUUUUUGUUGGGUUUUCUCUAGAGAUCAGAGAAGUCCCUGUUCUGGACCACUUGAACCACCGGGGGCGCUGUUGCACGCUCUGCGCACCGCUGCGUCCCUGGAUACCGGCGACGCGCUCCGCCUGUCGCUCCUGCAGGAGGAGAACCGGUGCGGGCGAGAGGGGGAACUCCAGCCGGUCUGUCCUCACCACAGGCCCGCAUGACGACUACGACGACGAUGGUGUUGAUGAAGCGGAAAGGAGUCGAGCAGGGCGGACAAACGGUGCGCCAUGAAUGACAGGUACCACAAGGCGGCCCGGGACGGGUACCUGGACCUGCUGAAGGAGGCGACGCGGAAGGAUCUCAACGCGCCGGAUGAGGAUGGCAUGACACCGACGCUGUGGGCUGCCUUUCACGGCAACCUGGAGGCCCUGCGGCUCAUCGUGGCGAGGGGGGGAGACCCCGACAAGUGUGACAUGUGGGGGAACACGCCGCUCCACCUGGCAGCCGCCAACGGUCACCACAACUGCCUUUUCUUCCUGGUGUGUUUCGGUGCCAACAUCUGGUGCCUGGACAACGACUACCACACGCCGUUGGACAUGGCCGCCACGAAGAAUCACAUGGAUUGCGUCCGCUACCUGGAUUCCAUCGCUGCCAAACAGACGGGCCUCAACCCCAAGCUAGUCGGCAAGCUGAAGGAUCGGGCAUUUCGUGAGGCCGAGCGGCGGAUCAAAGAGUGCAUGAAGAUGCAGAAGAAACACCAGAAACGCAUGGAGCGAAAGUUCCACCGGGAGACCUCUGAGGCGUCGGCAUCGGACGUCAUGAGUUUUUCCAGUUACAACAGCAGCUCUGUUAGCCACAAGCUGUACAACUUCAAUGCUGCUACCGUCAGUGUGCCAUAUUCACAGGCUACUCUUCAUGCCACAAAUCGAGGGAAGACAAAGAUCCAGAAGAAGCUGGAUAAGAGGAAACAAGGAGACGGCACCUUUAAAAUCUAUGAGGACGGACGAAAGAGUGUGCGCUCCCUCUCUGGACUUCAGCUGGGCAACGAUGUCAUGUUUGUCAAACAGGGGACGUACGCGAACACGAAGGACCGCGGCCGCCGCAACGUCCGUGACAUGUUCCCCAGGGACAAUGAUGAUGCCAUUUCACGUGCCAUGAGCGAGCCGGACCUCCACAGGCCCGAUGUGGACUAUUCUGAGAUCAGCACCGACUCGGGACAUGAUUCCCUGUUCAACCGGCCCGGUCUGGGCACCAUGGUCUUCAGGAGGAACUAUGUGAGUGGUGGGCUGUUUGACCUUGGUGGUCGGGAUGAGGCCAGUGCGGACCAGUCGGGCAGCAACGUGCGAUUACGCAGUCGGCUGCAGCCAUACCCGAGUCUAGACGAAGACAGCAUCGGCAGCGCCCGCAGUCUACAGGAGAGGAACGUUGAGGAGCUGCCCUGGGAUGAAGUGGAGUUAGGGCUGGACGACGAUGACGAGCCCGAGACGAGUCCUCUGGAAGUCUUCCUGGCUGCACAGAGCAUGGGCGAGUUUAACUCCAUCUUCAAGAGGGAGAAGAUUGAUCUCGAAGCCCUGCUGCUGUGCUCUGACCGCGACCUCAAGAGUAUCCACAUCCCCUUAGGCCCGAGGAAAAAGAUCCUAGAUGCCUGUAAGAGACGGCUGGAGUCCAUAGAGGAGCCGGACGGCAUCGAGGAUACAACGCUGUGACGUCUGACAUUUUCAUUUGCACAGUGUGGUAAGGAACAACAACAUAUUGUUUUUCUAGUUGUCUCUGUGCUCCAGCACACUGGAUUUAAUAUGAAACUAGAUACGUGAGGGAGUGCCAACAUUCAAUCCACCUCAGACGAAGAGUAUGUGACCUUUGGACCUUUCUAUAGAAGAAGAAUCUCGAUGUUUAGAGGCGAGCAGCUGCCACUUGCUCUUGCAAACCGACAUUUCUUGAUGCACCACCUCAUGCCUGGGCUAUCUGCAUUGUAUUCUACACAUGCCUUUAAUCGGGGGGGAAAUAUUAGAUUGGGUUUGGACACACAAAAAAAACAUAAUGCCUGUUGCGUUCGGGGUCAGACUCGGCCCAUUUUUUUCUCGGGCUUGGUUGGCUUCAAGCAGAAGAGUCACACUCUAGGCUUCACUACAGUGAGCUGACUUCUUGCUUAUUUGGGGACCUUUGUUCUGUUUUUUAUUAUGUGAUUAAUUGGGAUUUAGGUAAAUUAGCUAAACCUUUCCGGAGAAGAACAUCCAGACAGCCUCCAGAUAGGACAGCAUGUAAGAAGAAAGACUCUUCUCUGUAUGGGUGUGAAUAUUCUCAAUCACUCUUUUAAGUUAAUAUAUCAGGAUCAUUACCUUGCAGGGAUAUGUUUUAAAUUCAUUUUUCCUGGAUUUGAGACAAUAAAUAAAAAAUAUAAAACUGUCCAAAUAUUAAUGGACCGCUUUGGACAUGUUGCUUCUUGCUGUUAAGCCACUGAGAAAAUGUGUUGUGUAAAGAAACCCUCUUCAGUUACAAACAUGGAUUCACCAGCUGUGUGCUUAUCCAGCCUUAAAGGUCAGUGGACCAUUGUGGAGUGAAUGUCACGGGGAGGACUUAAUGAUUUACCUCCCGUUUUAACCCAGUGGUAACAAAGCAGAAAGGAUACUGUCAAGAUGAAUACGUCAAAGCAAGAAGACACGAGCAAGAUAAAUUGUUAACGGGAUUCGUUGUACAGCGUCGGCCUCGGCCUCAGGAUCACAAAGAAUAUCUCUGUAAGUCGAUUGGUUGGAGGCCUCUGUGCUGCGUGGUUUAACAAACUGAAAGACGGUCAUGGAGUGUAGUGCCGUGCCGUGUCGUUGUAUGCCAUGCGGCAUCGUCAACAAAGAGUUGAUUGUGGGGUCUGUGUCCCCUGGAUGCGUUUGCCCCUAUGGGGUAAAUCCUACCACCUCAUGUGCCUGCAUUGCUUGUGCCUGUGCCUUUGCUUAAAAGUGUAUUUUUGUCAUAACAAAAACAACAUUCGACAUUUGACUUCAUUGAAACUUUAUUAAUAACCUUCACGAUAACUUUUUGAAAAGCAUUUUCAUUUUCACAUGCUGUUUCCUUGCCGAUGCAUUUUUGUUUCUGCAGGCCAACUGUUUAUUGAAAUUACACUUGUGAUUUUCUAAAAGCCUGUAAAAACACCAUAUUGAGAUUAUUUUAUAAUAGAAAUUAUUAUUUAUAAUGAUUUAUUUGCAUGUUCACUUCAUACAAUGUAGGAGGAUUAUAAACCUUUGUAUGUCACUCAUAUCUGUCUUGACCAUUUAUCUUCCAUCUGUUUUCUUAGUUCGUCGUAAUAAUUUACAACUGCUCUUGCAUAUAUAUAUAUAUAUAGAGAGAGAGAUUUUUGUUUAAAUGUUAUUUAGUUUUAGAAACAGAUAGAUUUCAUUCAGUAAUUAACUUGACUGAUCAUCCGUAUAAUUUUCUUUCUGUACUGCACGUAUGUCUGAUAUUUCAUCAGUAAAGAAGCUCAAAUUCAAUAGUAACAUGCAUUAAGAAAGGCCAUAAACACUAUAGACAAGGUCACUGGAGUUGUAUCCUUGGUAUUUAAGGAUGAGGAUAAGUUUACAUAUGAAAAGUAUACUCAUAUAACCCAUUAUUUAUGUUACAGUUCGAAUUUGGAUGAUCCUUAAACAUUAUAUGUUUGUUGAACCAUUGCCUAACAAACAAUACAUUGUUUUAAAUACAAAAAAAAGAUACACCUUUAUGUCAUGUUAUUACAGGUCACUGAACAUUUGUGUGUGUGUGAGUUUGUGUGUGAGAAAGACACAAAGAGCGGAAAGAUACUUGUUUUGGUAUCUACAUGCCAAAGUGAUAAUCCUGCCCUUCGCAUACUAAAAACACAGCGUCAUUGCUGCACUGCACGAAGUCAGGAAGUUGUACAGUAGAUAAGCGGUUUUGUCUGUAUGCUCCCGAACAUUGUUAUCAAAAGAAAACACUAUUAAACUCCCCAAUGAAAGAUAAAAAAUUUAAGACCAUAACCAUAAAUAAUGCAGAUAUCCUUAUAUUCAGUCAGA